AUGAGUGACCUUGACCGGGCGAUCGAGCAGCUGCGGGCCUGCCGCCUGAUCCCCGAAAGCCAAGUCCGCGAACUGUGUUACAAAGCGCGCGAGCUACUGAUUGAAGAAGGCAAUGUCGUGUCGGUGGACGCACCGGUCACCAUCUGCGGUGAUAUUCACGGCCAAUUUCACGACUUGAUGGAACUGUUCCGCGUCGGCGGUGACGUCCCAGAUACAAACUACCUUUUCAUGGGCGACUUCGUCGACCGUGGCUUCUACUCACUCGAAUCCUUCCUCCUCCUUCUCUGCCUGAAGGUCCGAUACCCCGAUCGCAUUACCCUCAUCCGCGGCAACCACGAAUCCCGCCAAAUCACCACAGUAUAUGGCUUCUACGACGAAUGUAUUCGCAAAUACGGCAGCGCCAACGUAUGGCGCUACUGUUGCGAAGUAUUUGACUACCUAGCACUGGGAGCGAUCGUUCUCGGCGCGAGCUCAGAGCUAGAACCGACCUCACCCGCUUUAAAUGACACAGCACAAUCAAGCCUAGCUCUUGCAGACAGCGAGCUUGAAACAGAAGUUCUCGAUUCUCGAGGCCAUGUCACAAUGAGCACUUACCGCCCACGGCAGCGCUCCUCCUCAGAUGCCUCCACAGACUCCCGCAACAUCUCCCCUCCACGAGAUAUCUCUGCCACUCCGGGCCAAGUUGCUGCGCCAACUCGAUCGGGCGCACCAGGGACAGGCGCAAGCAGUGAUGGCAACGGCAGCGCCGUGACUAGCCGGACAGGAGCGGUGCUCUGCGUUCACGGUGGACUUUCACCGCUCAUUGACUCGGUGGACAAGAUCCGGCUCAUUGACCGCAAACAAGAGGUGCCGCAUGAAGGUGCCAUGUGUGAUCUGCUCUGGUCAGACCCCGACGAGAUCGAAGGCUGGGGAUUGAGCCCUCGCGGGGCCGGUUUCCUCUUUGGUGGUGAUAUUGUAAAGCAGUUCAACCAUCUCAAUGGUCUGUCACUUGUCGCGCGUGCCCACCAGCUUGUCAUGGAGGGCUAUAAAGAGAUGUUCGAUGGCGGUAUUGUGACAGUUUGGUCUGCGCCGAAUUACUGUUACCGCUGCGGUAACGUUGCCGCUAUACUUGAGCUUGGAGAAGACGCCAGCGGCGGUGGUACUGUUGCUCGCAGUAAUGGUGAGUAUGGACGCAGCAAUGGACUUUCUGGAAGCAACAGAGUUGUUAGUCCGGGAAGAAGAUAUCGUGUCUUUGAGGCCGCGGCGCAGGAUACGAGGGGUAUGCCUGCGAAGAAGCCCGUCGCUGAUUAUUUCUUGGUGAGUUCUUCAUCGAUCAACCAUGUUCUCAUGUUCCUCUUUGCUAACCAUGAUCGAUCUCUAGUGAUACCAUCCAUCCAACGCCACUUUUUUCUUUUCAUAUGGCUGUCUUGGAAGUAG
Messenger RNA from Penicillium brevicompactum, 1416 nucleotides. Its product is annotated as serine/threonine-protein phosphatase. The transcript has 2 exons. The record is from RefSeq and is a predicted model, not a curated record. Lineage: Eukaryota; Fungi; Ascomycota; Eurotiomycetes; Eurotiales; Aspergillaceae. Gene Ontology annotation, molecular function: protein serine/threonine phosphatase activity. Gene Ontology annotation, biological process: peptidyl-serine dephosphorylation; double-strand break repair via homologous recombination. Gene Ontology annotation, cellular component: nucleus; cytoplasm. The coding region runs from base 1 to 1416 and encodes 471 amino acids.